Messenger RNA from Brassica napus (rape), 3474 nucleotides. RefSeq names its product cation/H(+) antiporter 6A-like. The transcript is spliced from 4 exons. NCBI's taxonomy places the organism in Eukaryota, Viridiplantae, Streptophyta, Magnoliopsida, Brassicales, Brassicaceae. The record is from RefSeq and is a predicted model, not a curated record. Gene Ontology annotation, molecular function: antiporter activity. Gene Ontology annotation, cellular component: membrane; endomembrane system. Gene Ontology annotation, biological process: regulation of pH; proton transmembrane transport. Bases 382 to 2838 code for a protein of 818 amino acids.
UUUUUUUUUGGUCAACGAAAAUGUCUAAAACACAUAAGUUUUAACUUUUAAUAAGAAUCUAUAAUAUUUUUCUUUUAUUAUUAGCGGAUGGAAAUUUCUAUAUAUAAAAAAUAUAAACGAUGUAAAAGAAACAUGGGAUGGAGAACAAUGUAGCUACAAAUAGCAUAGAAAACAAAAUAAACAUGGUGAUUAAUUGUUAACUGAUACGUACCUAUUGUUUGCAGGUCAUUCAAGUUUUGUCAUUUUCCUAAGUCAAAAUUUAUUACAAACCCUUUCUUCUAGACUUCUUCUCGUCCCCAAUUGAACUACAAACCCUAAACCAAUCCACAAGAUUUUGAUCCUAAAGCUAAUCUUCGCCAAUUCUCAUUUUAUCUCCCUAAAAUGGAUCAACGUGUACACAUGGAUUACUUGGACGUUGCAUGGAGAGGCUACAAGGAAGAUAAGAACACGUCUCUAUUCUGCGAGACACACCCUUUCACGUUAAACUCGCACGGUGUAUGGGAGAGAUUGGUUGACAAGUCACGAGGGUUGAGCUUCUGGGAAUAUCCGCUACCCAAUCUCGAGAUCAUAAUAUUGUCUACUUUUGUUCUUUGGCGUCUCUUCGAAUUCUCAUGCAACAAAAUGGGUCUUCGAGUACCUAGAUUCACUCAUAUGAUGAUUGCAGGGGUGAUAUUAGGUAAAACUUGUCACUUAAGCAGCACCUCUUGGCUCCAUAACAUAUAUUUCCCUGAUGAUAGCCGACCAAAGAUCGCCGAGACACUGGGGGGUUUCGGGUUCCUUUUAUAUUGGUUCCUGAAAGGUGUUACAAUGGAUGCUGGAACGGGAUUGCAGAUGGGAAAAAAAGCUAGUGUGAUUGGGUUCACCACAAUGUUCGUACCCUUGGUAUGUGGGAACAUCAUGUUUAGAUUGAGAAAACGAAGAGGCCAUAUAACCUUGCUGACAACGGAAUACAGGUUGCUCAUGUUCUUGCAAAGCAUAUCCGCGUUCACAAGCAUUGACACACUCCUAAGAGACCUCAAGAUCAAACACUCGGAGUUUGGAAGGAUAGCACUUUCGGGUGCCAUGGUGACUGACAUGAUGGCUUUUAUUGCAACGUUUUUGAAUGCCAUGCACUGGGAAGGAUAUGAAGGAUUGGUCCAAACCAUAUUUAGCUGCUUCUUUUUCGCAUGUAUGGUAUAUGUGGUGAGGCCAGCUAUGUAUUGGGUGAUCAAGCAGACUCCAGAAGGGAGGCCGGUCAAGGAUAUUUACAUCUACUUGAUUUUGGCGCUCGCUUUCUUCUCUUUCCAAUAUUUUAAGAUGAUUGGUCUUUUUGGACCCGCAGGAUCAUUUGUUCUUGGCUUGACUGUUCCCCACGGAUAUCCUUUAGGUUCAACUUUUGUUCAAAAGUUUGAGAGCUUUAAUCUUGGGGUUAUAUUUCCUCUCUUUGGAUCAUUAACCAUGAUGCAACUGGAUCUCUCAUGGUUAUUGAAAGAGUGUGUAAAUCUUGCACGGAUGGAGGGCCAGCUAUAUGAGGCUGUUUCCCUUAUUCUUUCUGUGAAUGUCACAAAAUUCAUUGCUUCAACCAUAGCUGCAUAUGCUUUUAAAAUGCCCUUAAGAGACUCCUUUGCUCUAGCCCUUGUAUAUAGUAAUAAGGGGGUCUUCGAGCUCUCCUACUUCACAUAUGCCGUUGAAAUAAAGAAAGUAACACCAGAAGUUUUCACAAUCAUAGCUACGUUCAUCUUCUUAAACUCUAUCUUCAUACCAAUGGCCUUGGAGCUCGUCCAUGACCCAACCAAAAGAUUCAAAUGCUACCAAAAAAGGAAUAUGGUAAUCUUGAAAGACGGCGGAGAGCUCCAGUCUCUUGUGUGCAUCUACAAACCUGAUCACAUAACUUCUAUGAUCAGCCUUUCAGGAGCUUUCAACCCAUCAGAAUAUUCCCCAAUGGCGUGCAAUGUACUCCACCUCAUUGAACUUAUGGGUCAGGCCAGUCCUAUGUUCAUUUCCCACCAGUUGCAACAACCAGAGCCCGGAAGUAUUUCUUGUUCCGACAGUGUCAUAAGUUCAUUCCGUAGCUUCCACAAACAAUUCUUUGAAUAUAUAUCAUUGGAUAUUUUCACUUCAGUCUCUAUGUCCAAACACAUGCAUGAGGAUAUUUGUUGGCUAGCCCUAUCCAGAAGCCUAUAUCUGAUUCUGCUUCCUUUCCACCGUACCUGGUCUGUUGAUCGCUCCACAGUUAUCUCCAGCGAUGAUAAGCUGAGAAUGAUCAACAUUAACGUCUUGAGACGAGCCCCGUGCUCUGUUGGAAUCUUUAUCUAUCGCAAACCCAUCGUGGAACAUCAUAUGGCCGAGUAUCACAGCAAGAUAUGUUUAAUUUUUAACGAUGGAAAGGACGAUAGAGAGGCUUUGGCGGUAACUAAUCGAAUGAGACUGACAGAGAAGCGGAUAAGCCUCACUAUCAUAAGAUUCAUUCCAAAAAUUUCUGAAAUAGAGAACCAGUACUUGGGGGAGAACUUCCAAAUGGUUAGCCUGAAGGAGACCGUGACUAACAUCAUUGGGUUCGACGUCAAGGAAAAUGAUGACUAUGUGACAUAUAUCGAUACAACGGUUUCCGAUGGAUCUGAGACCUCCAAAAUCUUGCGAUCCAUGGCCAAUGAUUAUGACUUGUUUGUAGUUGGGAGAAGCAGCGGAGUGGGUACCGAGGUUACAAACGGAAUUAGUGAGUGGGCUGAGUUUGAUGAAUUGGGACCCAUUGGAGAUUUACUAGCAUCACAUGAGUUUCCUUCUAGAGCGUCAGUGUUGGUUGUACAAAAACAAGAAUACUUUCAUAGUGCCAAAAGCAAAAGAGGGUUAUCUAAGUGAUGCAUGUGAGAUAUGUUCACUGCUCAGCUCUUUUAUUUGUGCUUGUCGUAGAAAAAUAGUUUAGGAUGUAUAAAGUGCGUCAAGUUAUGGAGUACAAUGAUUGGAUUUUCUUCAGAAAAUGAUAAUUUCAAGAUUUUCUUCUAAAUAUGAUAAAAAAAAUUGAUCGCUUCUUAGAUUACCAAAAUUAACCUCCUUUUUACUUAUUUAGAAAAAGUGUCCGACGGUUCAAUUCAAACCAAGAACUAGGGUUGGGCAAAUAAACCGAACCCGAAAAUCCGAACCGAACCCGAUCCGAUAAAAAUGAAUCCGAACCGAUCCGAACCCGACAUAAAUACCGAAUAGAUCCUGUUUUUUGGUAUUUUGGGUUAUGGGUAUUAUCCGAACCGAACCCGGACCUAAAUGGAUAUCCGAUAGAACCCGAAACAUUUAAAAUCACAAAAAGAACUUCUACCAAAUAUGAUCUUAAUUCUUAAUAUGUAUCCAAAAUACUUUAAGAUAUUAUUGAACUUCUAAAAUAAUUAUCUGUUACACGAAGGUUGAUGGUGGAAUGUGGCGGUUGAAGCCUGAAGUUUUUAGAUUUUGGUUUUGUUUUCAUUGAAUAAUGUUUCUCAUGAAAAGAACUUAGUUUUUGUUUUA